CUCUUUAUUUUUUCCAACCAAGACUCUCCAUCCAGCCCAACACUAAACAGGUGUGGUAAGAGCAGCCAUCCUCACUACCCAGGCACGGCAGCUCACAACUGCAAUGCCAGCACUCAGCUGAGGCAGGAGGAUCAGGAGUUCAAGGACAGUUACAGUAAGUUCAAGACUAGCCUGGGCUACAUGAGACCCUGUUUCAAGGCAGGGCUGGGGGAGGGCAGGGGUCAGGGGGACAGGGCACGAGAUGGCACAGCAGCAGCUAAGAAGAGCACGCUGCUCUUGACGAUGACGACUCAAAGUUCAGUUCCCAGAAGUCACCUCAGUCAGCUCGCCACUGCCUGUAACUAACUCCAGGUCCUGAGGAAUGUGACGCCUCCGGCCUGUGUGGGCACUGGCACAGAUGGUUGCACACAUACACACAUAUACACAAUAAAAAUAAAUCUUAGGGGGCUGGAGAGACGGCUUAGCAGUUAAGAGAACUGACUGCUCUUCCAGAGGACCUGGGUUCAAUUCCCAGCACCCACACGACAGCUCACAACCGUCUUUAACUCCAGUUCCAAGGGAUCUGACACCCUCACACAGACAUACAUGCAGACAACACACCAAUGCACGUAAAAUAAAAAUAAAUAAAUUAAAAAAAAUCUUAGAUAAAAUAAAAGGCACCUACAAGAACCUAACAGGUAGCACCCUAUGAAAUAGAGAGAUUACAAGACUGCUAUGGGACAGGGGGAGAUGUCUGCUUUUUGUUUGUUUGAGACAGGAUCUCAUGAAGCCCACGUUAGCCCGGCCUACAUACAGCCAGGACUGGCCCUGAUCCCCCUGCCUCUGCCUCCCAAGUGUGCCACCACACCCAGCUCAGGGCUGUUGAGUUUUGUCAAAUGCUAGUCACAGGAGAGCUGGAGAAAUGGACCAAGUUCCCAAGAGCAGAGUGACUUGUAGUGUAGGGAGGCAGGUUCCCCUUCCCCCCUGCCCAGACAACCCAGCAGCCUCACCAGUUGGGAUAGUUUCUUCAUUGUGCCUCCCCCAGCCUGGGCAUCAAGGAAGGGCUAGAGGCUACCACCAAGCUUCUGAGGAGGAAUGGGCUACAGUUCUCUGGGUGUCUAGAGGUUCCUACCCUAGUCCACAGUUGGCCAGUGCAAUCCAGGAAUCUCAUCAUACAACUUGUAAAUUAAAAUGAUGGGGGGAAAUGGCGUAGGGUCCCUAAUAUAUGAAGGAAUACCCUAAACCUAGGAGUUGGACUUCAGUUCUUUGAGCAUGGUUCUUCCAACUUGCAAGGCUGGUUCAACGCCCUGGGCACCGCAGGUCAUAGGUUCCUGUCUUUGUGAGGCCCCAAAUAUGACCCAGUAGGGUCGGCUGAACCAAGGGUCCUGCACCUUAGAUGCCCCUGGCUCUUGGUUCAAAGGGUAAGGCCCUGCCCCCACUCCUGGCUCGAGCCGGCUUUGAUGUGCUGAUGAGUCCUGGAAGGGGCCACUUCACACCUUGGGCUCGGGAUAAAGCUGCCGCGGGCCCAAUGGACCGGCCUCCGCUGCCAUGGCCCAGCCCCUGUGCGCGCCGCUCGCCCAGUCCUGGAUCCCGGGUCCCGCUCGUCGUCCCUCGAUGGUGCCUUCCGACCGGGACAGCGUCUGCUCCCCGGGCUGGCACUCGGACUCGUGGGACGGUGCCCAGGCCGGCAGCCCCACGCCACCCUGUGCCCGCCCGGCCCGGCGCGCUGGGACCCCCGGCAGGCGCGGGACGCACAGCAGCCGCCUGGGUAGCGGCCAGCGGCAGAGCGCCAGCGAGCGGGAGAAGCUGCGCAUGCGCACGCUGGCCCGCGCGCUGCACGAGCUGCGCCGCUUCCUGCCGCCGUCCGUGGCGCCCGCCGGCCAGAGCCUGACCAAGAUCGAGACGCUGCGCCUGGCCAUCCGCUACAUCGGCCACCUGUCGGCCGUGCUGGGCCUCAGCGAGGACAGCCUCCGGCGACAGCGGCACGCAGGCGCGGCGUCACCUCGUGGUUGCCCGCUGUGCCCCGACGGCGGCCCCGCGCAGGCGCAGUCGCUCGGUCUGCAUCUGAGUCCCGCUGCCUGCAGCGGGGUGUCGUGGGGUUCCCCGCCCGCCUGCCCUGGACCCCGAGUCGUCGCAGAGUCCUGGGACCCAUCGUUCCUGUACGCCGAGACAGAGACAGCGCCCUUGGAAAGGCAGGAGAUGGAGCCCAGCCACUCGUCUCCGCUCUUCAGCAGCGACGUGCUGGCUCUGCUGGAAACCUGGACGCCGCAGGAGUGGCCGCCAGCCUGAAGCGUCAAAGGGACUAUGGAUGAUCGGCACCCUAUCUGAGCACAGAGACUUUUCCUUUUGCCUCCGCCCCUUCGAAGCGAGUAUUUCCUGGAAGAGGCACCAGCGAUACCAACGUGGGCAUUCCCGGGGUGGGAGCCUCACCUAGACCGUACCUUCCCAACCCUCCUUGGGAAGGAGGGACCCAUAGGGUAAAUGCUCUGAAACUGAAGCAGGCACACGACGCUGCUUGGUGUAUAUUUAUUUAUUUGUGAAUAAACCGUUUGUGCUGGUGUCA
This is a messenger RNA of Peromyscus californicus insignis, 2542 nucleotides long. It is a transcript of the gene Mesp1, whose product is annotated as mesoderm posterior bHLH transcription factor 1. The transcript is spliced from 2 exons. The record is from RefSeq and is a predicted model, not a curated record. Gene Ontology annotation, molecular function: RNA polymerase II cis-regulatory region sequence-specific DNA binding; protein dimerization activity; DNA-binding transcription factor activity, RNA polymerase II-specific. Gene Ontology annotation, cellular component: nucleus. Gene Ontology annotation, biological process: heart morphogenesis; regulation of transcription by RNA polymerase II; mesoderm formation. The coding region runs from base 1528 to 2268 and encodes 246 amino acids. NCBI's taxonomy places the organism in Eukaryota, Metazoa, Chordata, Mammalia, Rodentia, Cricetidae.